Molecule: messenger RNA, 296 nt
Organism: Symbiodinium necroappetens
Lineage: Eukaryota; Dinophyceae; Suessiales; Symbiodiniaceae
Source: the annotation of a GenBank genome assembly
AUGCCGGCUGCACGGAGCAGAAGCUCCAGGAGAUCUCUGAGCCCAAAGUGCCCGCGGCUCCCGCUCGUUCAAAGGGCUCCCAUGAACUCGGCCUCUGCGAGCGCUACAACGUCGGCUCUCUCAGACACCCUGAGCUCUGUAGGAAGCCCUGUCUGUUCCAUGAGCGGGGCGAGUGUGAGAAUGGCGCUGCUUGCGGAUACUGUCACUUCCAACAUCUGAGGCGACCCGCAGUGCCCGACCGAUGUCAGCGGAGUCUGAUUCGCAGACUAAGCAUCCCAGCUCGCUUUAAAGGUUGA